GAUGUGGCGGUACCAGCUCCGGCGAAGGGCAAGACGGUGGCCGAGAAGGCUCCGGGAGACGGACGGUGGCCGAGAAGGACCGGCAUGGAGCACCUGGAGCGCUGUGCGUGGUUUCUCCGCGGGACGCUGGUGAGGGCGGCGGUGCGGCGCCACCUGCCCUGGGCGCUGGUGGCCGCCAUGCUGGUGGGCUCGGUCCUCAAGGAGCUGUCCCCGCUGCCCGAGAGCUACCUCAGCAACAAGCGCAACGUCCUCAACGUGUAUUUUGUUAAAUUGGCCUGGGCCUGGACAGUCUGUCUCCUCCUACCUUUCAUUGCCCUCACCAACUAUCACCUGACGGGCAAGACCAGCCUGGUCCUGCGGCGGUUGAGCACCCUCCUCGUGGGCACAGCCAUCUGGUAUACCUGCACAGCCCUCUUCUCUAACAUUGAGCACUACACAGGCAACUGCUACCAUUCCCCAGCCCUGGAGGGCAUCAGACAGGAGCAUCGUAGCAAGCAGCAGUGCCACCGGGAAGGGGGCUUCUGGCAUGGCUUUGACAUCUCAGGUCACUCCUUCUUGCUGACCUUCUGUGCACUCAUGAUCGUGGAGGAGAUGGCCGUGUUGCACGAGGUGAAGACGGACCGCAGCCACCAAUUCCACACUGCCAUCACCACCCUGGUGGUCGCCCUGGGCUUCCUGACCUUCAUCUGGGUGUGGAUGUUUCUGUGCACGGCCGUGUAUUUCCACGACUUGACCCAGAAAGUGUUCGGCACCAUGUUUGGUUUGUUGGGCUGGUACGGGACAUAUGGGUAUUGGUAUCUGAAGUCUUUCUCUCCAGGACUUCCUCCCCAGAGCUCUAGUUUGACUUCGAAGCAAGAUACUUACAAGAAAUGAGAAGGAAGGAAAUAGGGACAGGAGGACAAUGGCCAAUAGGAUUCCUGCCUACUUUGUCCAGUGACUGGCUGAAUUAUCCAUCCCGUUUCAGAGAGGACCUUACUAGGUACUUCUGGAGUGGGGAAAGUCUGGGAGCAAGCUUCGUCCUCAGACUCUGCUGGCAGUGCCACCAUGUUGCCGGCAGUGCUAUUCCUGUCAGAUUCUUCUCAUCUCCGGCAAGAUGUAACCUUAAUCUGUUCCCAGAGAGAGAGCUAAGGCUCAGCAGAGGGAUAGCUGAUGGCCUCAUCAUGGGACUCAAGGGAAAACCAGGGCUUCAGGACUCUCUGCUAUGGCCUCCCUGGCUCUGGUUCUCUUUCGAGUUUAGUGGCUAUGGUAAUGCUGUUCAUUUAACAGCGUUUCCCCAUGGCUGACUCUGAGAUAAGCAUCUGUCUCUGGUAGGUUCUUUGUUAAAUACCCCAGUGCCUAAAGGGCACUCUCUGGCUGAAGCAUCCGUAUCCCCUGCCGAAUGUUGAUGUUGUACCUGCCAUGAUUGCCAACAGGGGCCAUGACCCUGCAGUGCCUGUAUGACUGUUGAUGUUGUUGUUGUUGUUGUUGUUGUUGUUAUUGUUAUUGUUUUGUUUUGUUUUGUUUCUCUGAGUAGCUCUGUGUGUCCUGGAACUCACUCUGUAGACCAGACUGGCCUCAAACUCAGAAAUCCACCUGCCUCUGCCUCCCAAGUGCUGAAUCAAAGGUGUGCACCACCACGGCCAGGCACUUGGAUGUUUUUUUGUUUUUUGUUUUUUGUUUUUUGUUUUUCUGUGCACACUGAGUUGGUUUUCAGAGCAGUAACAGAGAAUCCCAUUUUCUCUCUUCUCUCCUGACUGACUGCUCUAUAGUUUCAAUCAUUACUACUCCGUUUGGUCUUUGUUGGUUUGACAAAGCUCCAGCACCACACUUGGGCAUGUGAAAAUUGUUUUGAGGGGUUUUUGUUUUUUUAGAACACUAACUUUUUAUAGAAACCAAAUUCUUGACUUGUUGUAUGAAAUCCCACCUCAUAGGAUUGAUCCCUCUCUUAGGAAUAUAACUGGAGCCAGUGGGGGAGCGCGGUGCUGCAUGCCUUCAAUCCCAGCACCAGGAAGGCAGAGGCAGGCAGAUCUCUGUGAGUUUGAGGUUACCCUGCCAUGGCUGCAUUGGGAGAUUCUGACUCAAAAAAGAAAGAAAGAAAGAAAAAAAGAAAGAAAGAAAGAAAGAUUAAGAGAUUAAGAGAGAAAGAGAGAAAGAGAAAGAAAGAAUAAAACUGAAAGGCAGAUUUUUAUUAUUUGAUGAUUUUUAAGCUGAGAGAGUAAUUCAGUCAAGUGCUCAUUUGUCCUAAGGGUUUCCUACCCACUGACUGGUGAUAGAGACAGAAUUGGGUUUGGGAACCUUAUAGGACAAGUGCCACAGCCUAGGGGAUUUUUACCUUUGGAGAUUAUGAUAAUUUAGAAGUGGAAUAAAAUGUUUCGCUCUGACGCUGGAAGCCAGUCUUUUUUUGCAGCACUUCCCGGCUUCCUGCCACAUCAUUCUGUGGCCUUCACCGUGACUGUUAGGCUAAGAAGUCCUGUUACCCACGUCCCACACGGAAGGCUUCUGGUCUGACAAGAGGGGGCCCUUUCCUCUCCCAGGUCACCUCCUUAAGCCUGGCAUAGCUGAGCCCCUGGCCUUUUGGAUGAUGACCCUUGAAGCUGCUUGGAUGCCUCCUCCCUGGCAGAGCUGGCUAAUGGCGUUAACUGCUAAGCUUUGGCCUGGCUCAAGCUCUGGUUGUUAGGUGCUUAGUAAAUUAAGAGUAAUCUCUUUUUCUUUUAAUCUUAGGGUUUUUUUUUUUUUUUU
This is a messenger RNA of Apodemus sylvaticus (European woodmouse), 2718 nucleotides long. RefSeq names its product fat storage inducing transmembrane protein 2 (gene Fitm2). Gene Ontology annotation, cellular component: endoplasmic reticulum membrane. NCBI's taxonomy places the organism in Eukaryota, Metazoa, Chordata, Mammalia, Rodentia, Muridae. The transcript is spliced from 2 exons. Gene Ontology annotation, biological process: lipid droplet organization; lipid storage; phospholipid biosynthetic process. The record is from RefSeq and is a predicted model, not a curated record. Bases 85 to 873 code for a protein of 262 amino acids.